UCCCCAUGUAGUGCGCUACUACGGCAGCUACUUCAAAAACAGUGACCUGUGGAUCGUUAUGGAAUAUUGUGGAGCCGGAUCGGUGUCCGAUAUCAUCCGAUUACGCAACAAGACGCUAACAGAAGAGGAGAUAGCCACCAUCCUGCAAUCCACUCUGAAGGGUCUGGAGUAUCUUCACUUCAUGAGAAAAAUCCACAGAGACAUCAAAGCAGGAAACAUCCUGCUGAACGCGGAGGGCCAGGCCAAACUGGCCGACUUUGGAGUUGCCGGACAACUCACAGACACCAUGGCGAAGCGAAACACGGUCAUCGGCACGCCGUUCUGGAUGGCCCCAGAAGUCAUACAGGAGAUUGGUUACAACUGCGUGGCCGACAUCUGGUCUCUGGGAAUAACGGCUAUAGAGAUGGCGGAGGGGAAGCCGCCCUACGCUGACAUACAUCCCAUGAGGGCCAUCUUCAUGAUUCCCACCAACCCUCCACCGACAUUCAGGAACCCAGAUCUGUGGUCUCCGUCAUUUCGGGAAUUUGUCACCCAGUGUUUGGUGAAAAAUCCCGAAAACAGGGCGACUGCCACGCAGCUGUUACAGCAUCCAUUCAUCAAGUCAGCCAAGCCCAACUCCAUCCUCAGAGCCCUGAUCACAGACGCCAUGGAGAUCAAACUGAAGAGGCAAGAGGAGGCCGAGCAGAGGGAGCAGGAUGCAGAAGAUGAAGACAAUUCGGAUGAGGAUGAGGUGGACCAGGGGACGAUGGUGCGGGCAGGAGCAGACGACUCAGGAACCAUCCGGGCCGCUGGUUCACUCAGCGGUACGGCACGGACUAUGAUCGAACACGAGGACACGGGAACCAUGCAGUCACAACUGGGCACCAUGGUCAUCAACUCUGACGACGAGGACGAGGAAGAAGCCGGCACUAUGAAAAGGAGAGAUGAGACGAUGCAGCCGGCCAAGCCGUCCUUCCUGGAGUACUUUGAGCAGAAAGAGAAGGAGGCCAACAGUCACAAUGACGGAGGAGGAAGAGGAGAGAACAAUGCAGACAACCGCAAACUGCCUGCUGAAGGAGAUCUUCAAGUGGUGAGUACGUGGUCGGUGGAGGAGCUGCGUCUGCGUCUCGCCUCUCUGGACCCUCAGAUGGAGCAGGAGAUCGAGGAGAUCCGUCAGCGCUACCAGGCCAAGAGGCAGCCCAUCCUGGACGCCAUCGAGGCCAAAAAGCGACGGCAGCAGAACUUCUGAGAAGGAACUGCCGAGCUCCUCACAGCAACAACUGGACGUCUGAUCUCUCGAGCUCUCGGCAGCAGUUCUGUGAAACGUCAGUAAUAAUAAUAAGACAUGAAGCUCGCGGCGGCUGAAGAUCUGCUCACGAGACCAAAAACUGUGCGAGGACUUGUGAUGAUCCUCGCUUUGGAUGUCAAACUGCUGAAGAAGAACAAAGAGCUGUUCUUCGAUUAACAUUUAUUGUUUGUUUGAUUUACGAUCCAUGCUCCUUUUAUUCUGCCUUCUUGAGAUAAUCUGGAGCCUUCGAGAACUGUUUUUCUGGUUUUAACAGUUUAAGAGAUUACUUUCUAAGUCCCGCCCCUUUUUGCUCUGUACUCCAGGAUUGGUUGAUUGGUUGAUUGUUAUUGGAGCACAGGGCAGAAAGGGGCGGGACUUACGAAGGGUCAGUCAAGAGUUGAGUUUUCUUUGGUGUCAGCUGAUCUGGACGUUUCUUUCUGUUUAUUUCUCAACCCACAGUGACGAAGCCCCUCAGAUCUCUUUAAGUUUUUUUUUUUUUACUUAAUCGUGUGGUACAACAUUUUAACUGCUGACUGUUCAACGCAGGUACUCGUCUGUUUUCUGUCAUUAAUGCUGGACUUUUCAGUUGUCCCGCUCUGGACUGUGAAAGUCCGGGUGUGCAGUCCAGAACUGGAUCAUUCCCUGCUCUUGAAAAACACACGAAAGGUAGAAAAUGCACAUUAUUAGUUUGUUCCAGCACAUAACUGCCUCUUCUAGUCGUAAAAUGUUGGUCAAUCUGAGGCUAAACACAGAUUAAGUCUUGAAGAACGAUGUAUUUCCUAUCAGCUGGAUUGAAUUGGAUGAACUGAGAGGAGAUAACAGGACGUCUUCAUCAUUUAUAAUGUGAGGGGUGUUAAACAUCCAGUGUUCCUCACUCUAAACUCAGAUUUCUCCUUUAAACUUGUUUCUGAAAACUAAAUUUCUUUAAUCCGGUACGUGUUCCUAGUUUUUAAUUUUUUCUACACGCUGCUCUGAGUCUGCUGUCGUAAUGAAUCAUGUUUUAGUCUCUCAACUGAAUAGUUAUUAGACCAGUUUUCUGGUCGUUUGUUGCAACAACGCUUAAAAAGUUCCUCACAGUUCCUCUUCAGCGAGGAGCCAAACAGCAGAAAUACGUCAGCAAAGACACAAUUGAGCUUUUUCAGUGCAGAGUUUUUCUAGUUUGAAAGAAAAGUGCUCAGCUAAUGUAAAUCAUCAGAUAAAGAACAUGUCAGGAUGAUGAUGAUUGUUGAGGAUUAAUACUUUGUUUAUAUGAUUUUGCCAUUCUCAUCUUCCUCUGCAUGGCGCUGACUGGAGGUUCGAUGUCUGACUUUGUUCCCAGUAUAAGUUCCCAUUAAUGAACAGGACCAGUUAGAGAGAAAUAUUCAGAUUCAUUGAGUCGUCGUUAAUGUUGAUUUUGUAUCAGAGAGUCUGCAGGUCACAAGAUAAAUAUCAGCAGAUGAUUAACAGAAUAGAAAGAAAAAUAAAAUAUAAUUUGCUUCAC
Morone saxatilis (striped sea-bass) is the source of this 2747-nucleotide messenger RNA. RefSeq names its product serine/threonine-protein kinase 4-like. Lineage: Eukaryota; Metazoa; Chordata; Actinopteri; Moronidae. Gene Ontology annotation, molecular function: ATP binding; protein serine/threonine kinase activity. Gene Ontology annotation, biological process: regulation of MAPK cascade; intracellular signal transduction; protein phosphorylation. Gene Ontology annotation, cellular component: cytoplasm. The record is from RefSeq and is a predicted model, not a curated record.